AUGGCGCCACCGAGGUCAUUCACGACCCGGAGGGAGACCCGCGCUGCGCCACCUGAGGACAGGCAGCGGGGGGGGGGCAGGAGGCGAUUUGGGCCUCGGGGCGGCCCCUGCCAGAGCAGCCCCUGUAACAGGCUGCGUAACGUCCCGCGCCGUGACGGUGUGGUACAGUACAGCAUCGUCGAAAGCCCAGCGGGGCGUUCGGUCGCCCUCGGCGGGGUUUGGCACAGGGGCUUUGCAGGGCUCCUCACGUGUCCCCGCGUCACGGGCCGGGGCGGCCGGAGCGGGCUGCUGACACCUGAGCUGCUGAGCCCCGAACGUCCUCGCGCCCGCGAAAUUCUGACGUCACCAGACUGGAGUAGCAGGACUCGCGCACGUGGUGGACGGUGUUCCUGCGGACGUCUCACACCACCACACUUGCCGUCUCAGGAAUUAAAAAAGGAGGGAAGGAUAACAGUCUGUCUAAACCCAGAAUUAAGGCCUACAUUUACAUGUGGAGGAGUUGUAUCUGGAGAGUCAGGGUUUAUUGGGAGUGAAGGAUUUCCUGGAGUCUACCCUCCAAACAGCAAAUGUACUUGGAAAAUCACAGUCCCAGAAGGAAAAGUGGUGGUUCUUUCUUUUAGAUAUUUAGACCUGGAAAGUGACAACUUGUGCCGAUAUGAUUUUGUGGAUAUAUACAACGGCCAUGCCAAUGGACAACGCAUUGGCAGGUUCUGUGGUACUGUGAAACCAGGUGCCCUCGUAUCCAACAGCAAUAAAAUGUUGGUGCAGAUGACUUCAGAUGCUAAUACUGCUGGAAGUGGAUUCAUUGCAAAAUUUUCUGCAGCAGAACCACAUGAAAGAGGGGAUCAGUACUGCGGGGGACGACUGGAGAAGCCGUCGGGGUCCUUCCAAACGCCCAACUGGCCAGAGCGAGACUACCCAGCGGGAGUCACCUGCUCCUGGCACAUCGUUGCCCCAAAGAACCAGCUAAUAGAGUUAAAGUUUGAGAAGUUUGAUGUGGAGAGAGACAACUACUGCAGAUAUGACUAUGUCGCAGUGUUUAAUGGUGGGGAAGUCAAUGAUGCUAAAAGAAUUGGCAAGUACUGCGGAGACAGUCCACCAGCGCCUAUUCUGUCUGAGAGAAAUGAGUUGCUCAUUCAGUUUUUGUCUGAUUUAAGCUUAACAGCUGAUGGUUUUAUUGGCCAUUAUAAAUUUAGACCAAAAAAGUUACCUACAACUACUGUUCCGCCUACUACCACAACAGUCCCUGCUACCUCAACUGUGAAACCAACAGUUGCCCUGUGCCAGCAAAAGUGUAAGAGGAGUGGGACUCUCGAAAGUAAUUAUUGUUCAAGCAACUUUGUAAUAACUGGAACUGUGAUCACAGCAAUAACACGGGCUGGCAGUCUGCAUGCAACAAUAUCAAUCAUUAAUGUAUAUAAGGAGGGAAAUUUAGCAAUUCAACAAGCCGGCAAGAGUAUGAGUGCCAAGAUUAUUGUUGUAUGUAAGCAGUGUCCUCUCAUCAGAAGAGGUUUAAACUACAUCAUCAUGGGCCAGGUAGACGAAGAUGGUAGAGGCAAAGUCUUUCCCAACAGCUUUGUAAUGAGUUUUAAGACUAAGAACUCAAAGAUUCUAAAUGCCUUGAAAAACAAAACAUGUUAAAACUAAACUCUGCAGCUGCAUUCUAUCAUUUCUCUUGAAAAAAUAAUUUUCACUUACUGUAAGUCAUGAAAGUACAACUGACUGCCAACAUUAAGACCACGCUCAACCCUUCUUCCCUCCCAUCCACCUAAGCAGACUCUGGCACAAGGUGGUAGCCAUUACACUUACUGAGACAAGAACAGAUUCUCCAAAGUCUUAAAGCUGAAGAUUUGCAGCACAGCCAUCUGAUGUCAAACAUACCAAAUUCCAAUUACUUGGAAGCUGUUAAUUUAUAAUUGUCCAAUUUUUUAAGGAGUUGUGUAUGUAAAAUAAGAAUUCUAAGUGCAAUAUUUAUAGUAACUCAU
Molecule: messenger RNA, 1985 nt
Organism: Egretta garzetta (little egret)
Lineage: Eukaryota; Metazoa; Chordata; Aves; Pelecaniformes; Ardeidae
Gene: PCOLCE2
Product: procollagen C-endopeptidase enhancer 2
Exons: 11
Coding region: 1-1641 (546 amino acids)
Molecular function (GO): protein binding
Source: RefSeq, a predicted model, not a curated record